CCUUAUUUUGUACAAAGCUGGUGACCGAGGAAGAUGCAGCUCCCGUCUGUGCUGGUGUUGGUGUUGGUGGUAUGUAGAUCUGCUGCAGAAAAUAUUGAAGACAUGAAAAGGCUGUACAGUGACCUGUUUCGGAACUACAGCACUAAACACAGACCCGUGAACAACCAGAGUCACCAUGUUGACGUUCACAAUACAUUCAACCUGGUUGCAAUAACUGAAGUUGAUCAGGUCCGACAGACCCUCCACAGCAACGUCUGGAUGAAUCUGACAUGGAUGGACGAGUUCCUUAUCUGGAAACCUGAGAAUUAUAACGGCAUUAAGUAUAUUCAUCCUCCACUGACUGACAUUUGGAGACCGAAACUCAUGGUUCCAGUGUCUCUGGAGGAUCGGGACGUCUUUAAAGACGACACAUCCGGUAUCACAGUUUACAGCGAUGGCACAGUCACUUGGACACCUGGGGCAAACUUUCUUACUGACUGUAAGUUAGACCUGACCUUAUUCCCAUUUGAUGUUCAGACAUGCGAGUUCCGAUUUAUCCCAAUCAGCUAUGAUUCAAGUGAGGUAAAGAUGGUCUCAGCUUUGAAGAGUGCAAACAGCCAAUCCUUCACAACUAACGGAGAAUGGAUUCUUCCAAGUUCCAGAGCUUUCACUCGCGAAAGGCGUAUCGGAGAAGAUUUAAGCUUAUCUAAUCUUUACAUUCAGAUUGAUCUGGAGAGGCGUCCGGCGUUCUUUGUCCUCAAUGUCAUUCUACCUGUAGUGGUGCUUUCCUUUCUCAACAUAUUCGUGUUCGCACUGCCGUGUGACUGUGGCGAGAAGGUUUCGUAUGGCAUCACAUGCCUUCUCUCUCUAGCUGUAUUCAUGAGCAUCGUGAGUGGACUACUUCCAAACUCGUCCGACAAUAUCCCGCUGGUCACCCUGUAUCUUACAUGUCUGUUCGGCAUCAGCGUUCUGUCGGUUGUCACCACCAUCUUAAUCGUCAUGAUAGAUACCAGGAAGAUCAACAACAAGAAUACACACUCACCACUGUUUGUGAUACCACGUUGUUGGUCGUUAUCACUUCAUGGACGUAAACGCAAGGUUAUGGACGAGACUCAGCAGGAAUCUAAAAACCAUGGUUUGGCAGGCGAUGGGAACCGAGUGAAGGAAGGCUGGGGAAGUUCUGACUCUGGUGGAUAUUUGAUAUCAGCUGACUGUCUGUGUAUGGUUAUAUUCAUGGCUGUUUGGCUGUGUGCGACUGGGGGAUUCCUCAUCAAACUAACAUGAUAAAUGAAAGGUCCUUGUGCUAUUAUACCAGUGUGAAUCUUCAACGAUCUGUACCUCUUAUGCUAAAUGAUUUGUCCCUGUGCUCUAGGGUCCUUUGGAAAUACAGAAAUAAAACAAUUGAGAACAUUCACCACAGUAUGUAUGUACAUUGGACGUUGAACUCACACAACAACAUGUCCUCACAAUUGGCACCUUCCUGGAUUGUUAUUAGGAUAAUAAAAUAUGUAUUGUUCACUGGAGGAUAAUAUGCUCACUGUCAGCAUCAAAGCGGUAAAUUGUUAUUCGAACCCAUUCGAACCGAUUCGAGUGUCUCUUUUGCUAUGAAAACCAGAUCAUUCUGGAAUAUUAAAAAAAGGAACUGUCUCCUUCAACCAACUGAACUAACCAUACUGAAUUAUAAUUGAAGUGUAUUCUGGUGGAUCAUCGCACUGUUUCUGGAUCAUAAUGCAACAGAGUCAUGGCGUAAUUUGGCUCUGCAAUGCAUCUUCAUACCCUAUGUGUAGUAACAACUAACAUGUCCGUGACAUUAUACAUUGAUCAUGUUAUUAGGAUAGCGAACUGCAUAUUGUGUAAUGGAAAAAAGAGGAUAAAAUCACUGUCAGUACUAUUUGAAAUGUUGUUCUUACUGAAAGUGAAAAUGGAUUUUAUCAUCUCUUAUCAAGAGCAUGACACUGUACAGUGAUUGCCAUUGGAAUUUCAAACAAAUGGUGGUAACCAUUAAUAUUAAAUUGGACACUUCA
Molecule: messenger RNA, 2003 nt
Organism: Haliotis rufescens (red abalone)
Lineage: Eukaryota; Metazoa; Mollusca; Gastropoda; Lepetellida; Haliotidae
Product: neuronal acetylcholine receptor subunit alpha-3-like
Exons: 1
Coding region: 34-1263 (409 amino acids)
Biological process (GO): monoatomic ion transmembrane transport; regulation of membrane potential; signal transduction
Cellular component (GO): synapse; postsynaptic membrane; neuron projection
Molecular function (GO): transmembrane signaling receptor activity; acetylcholine-gated monoatomic cation-selective channel activity
Source: RefSeq, a predicted model, not a curated record